This is a messenger RNA of Myiozetetes cayanensis, 14086 nucleotides long. RefSeq names its product potassium voltage-gated channel subfamily H member 1 (gene KCNH1). Gene Ontology annotation, molecular function: delayed rectifier potassium channel activity. Lineage: Eukaryota; Metazoa; Chordata; Aves; Passeriformes; Tyrannidae. The record is from RefSeq and is a predicted model, not a curated record. Gene Ontology annotation, biological process: regulation of membrane potential; potassium ion transmembrane transport. The coding region runs from base 5184 to 7883 and encodes 899 amino acids. The transcript has 14 exons. Gene Ontology annotation, cellular component: membrane.
CUCGGGGCGGAGCGGGGCCGGAGGGGCCGGGCCCCGACGGUGAAGACCGAUGCUGUCACAUCGAUGAAAUUGCACGAUGUGUGAACCGGUGCUCGUUUUUCUUUCUAUUUUUUUUUCUAAUAAUUCUAAUAUUUGUUUAUUUACAGUCUGAUAUUUAUUUACCUGUUUAAUGCAGUUCUUGUGUGUUACCAAGUGCUCUGUGUCACCGCCCAGUUUGUAUCAUAAUAUUCGCGUUUUAUCCGGUGAAUAAAAGGCUGAGAGGAGCAUCAGGCCAAGGCUGAGUUACAACGUGGCAGCAGUCUUGCUGCUAAAUCUGGAGAUGCAUUAGAGUGGUUUGUUUCUCUGCGAAUGCAUUUAGUGUUGUUGUGGCUAUACUUCAAGUAUGUGUUAAAGGUAUUUUUAAUGGUGCAGUGAUAACUUGUCAAUCUGAUUUCUGGAUGUAGGGGGAGAAAAGUAUAAACUUGAAGCUACCGUUGCUAUAUCUUGUAGCUAAGCCUCAUGUUCCAACUAAGACUGUCUGACGCGAUCCAUUACCCUUUGUCACAUCUCCGCAGUUCUUCCCAAACUUUGCCCUGUCGGCUGUUUACCCCAAGUUGGUUGGCUGAUUGAUUGAAGAAUGCUAGCUGGAAUGGUACAGCUGCUUUCUUACAGUGACAUUAAAGGGAGAUGACUACUUGUGUCCCUACUUGUGACUACAAAGUGUUCAUACUGUUUUAUAGUAAAUUUGUAACAUAACAAAGUUAGCUAUGUUUGCAGGGUGCUGUUGCUUGAUCCUUGUCUUGAAAUCAGCCUGUUAUGGUCAAAUUAUAUACUUUUGAAAAAUCUUUGAUUUACAUGCACUUCCUAGAAUAUGUCAGGAUAAUAUUGUCCAGACUCUUCCUGCCUUGGGAAUAUUGUGGUCUUUGAAGAACUACUUUUGUGAUAACUUUUGGCCGAUGACUAUCAAAAAUGGGAGAAAACAAGCUGUGACUCCUUUAUGCAUGCUGGUCUCUCUCUCCAAGAGUUGGAAAGAAAGAUCAGUAGGAGGAAGGUCAGAGCAAAGGUGGUUGACUGCCUGCAAUUGCCUCAACAAUUGAGGAAUUGCAAUCUCACAGUUUAAUGUACACCAAAGAAUUCACAUAAGAAAACACACGCAAGUGCCAGAGCCACAGGAAAAUCUUGAACCUAUAUUUGUACUUUCUGGACACGAAAUCAGUAAGAAAACUUGGAAGGAAGUUGGUAUUUGUUGUUUUAGUUCUCCUAAAGCUGGUUAUUUGAGGCUUUUUAGAUUUGUUUUGUACAGGUGUGAAGUUUGGGCAUGUGUGCAGGAUUGUGACUGCACAUGUCUGACAGUUCUUAACUACUGAUAUAGCCACUGAAAAUUUUAGUAAGCUGUUACAGCUUUCAGGAAUGCUGAGUUGUUACAAGUGUCAUGAAGAUAACCACCUGAAAGGAAGAAAGAUUCCUUGUCAGCAUGGCUGGGAGGAGAAUUGUCUAAAGCACUUGACCUUUUGUUUCUGUUAAUUACAUGACUGCUGAUAAAACUGCAUUUCAGAGGCUACAUUAAAAGAGCAUAGGUGCUCUUAGAUAUUAGCAAGUGCAUGUAGUGAUUUUUUUCCCCAAUGUUGUCUGACAGUUGGGUUGCUUUGGACUAUUCCUCCUCUUGUAUUCCUGUGUUAUCCUUCUCUUCUGUUUUUAAUUUUUUAUUUUUUAUUGUUUUUUUACCCCUAUCUCGUUAACUCCCAUGUCACAUUAAGUAUGUGGGUGCUUCUGGAUUAGAUGUGAUGUGAUAAGGCAGGCAGUUGUUUGACAUUGGUCCAGCAUUUGUUCUAGAAACUAUGUAUAAGGAAUUAGCUUAGACUAAUAUCAGCAUAUAGAAUCAUAAAAUCGUAGCAUGCCUUGGGUUGAUUGGGACCUUCAAGAUCAUCUAGUUCCAACCGUCCUGCCAAGGGCAGGGAUGCCACUCACUAGAUCAGGUUGCUCAGUGCCCCAUCCAACCUGGCUUUGAACACUUCCAGGGGUGGGGCGUCCACAAUCUCUUGUUAUUGUAUUCUGUAUCCUUUCUUCGGUUGUAUCCUUCCUUCUGUGUAUCCUUAUUCAUAAUUUUUGUUUCUAAACAUAAGCUGUGGAGCGCAGCAUUGUAACCAAUGCAUUCAGACGGUGCAACUUGGGCCAGUCUAAAGAUUCUUUUUAGGAGCCUACGAGGUUUUCGUUCUUGGAGAUUAUGCCUUUCUUCUUAAAAAAGCCUGUUUUCCAAGUCAUAGUUUCAGGGGAAAAGGUCGUGUUUGGGCAGGAGGGGAGGGAUUCCUGGAGUGCAAAGCGGAUUGCAACAGGAAGGAAGGGAAUUAAGGAGUGGAGAAUUUGUAAACAAGGAAGGCAAAGCAGUUGCUUCUUCCCUUUUAAUGAAAUUGCUAAAAGGCUUUAGUAGAAAGAGAAGCUCAAAAAGGAAACAGCUUUCACUAUCCAGGAAUUAACUCAGCUUAAAACCCGCAUGGCUUCUGAGGUUGCUCCACACAGGUUUUGACUCUGGCAGCCAUCUUCGUUAGUGCAGGUUCUUGGAAUUCAUUACUUAAAAUCAGGCUCUUGAACUGUGGACUUCUGUAAUUCAUUAUUAUUACCUUACAGUCAGGGAUAGUGACAGUAUUAACUGUUGAGUGGUGGGGAUAAUGACAGUAUUAACUGUUGAGUGGUGAGCCAUGGGAAACUAAAGACAGUUUAUUCAGAAGAAAAUAACUUCAUAAAACUGUGUGGGUUUACAUGCCUAUAUUACUAUAGAAUUGUUUAGAUUGGAAAAGACCUCUAAAAUCAUGGAGUCCAACCAUUAACCCAGGACUGCCACCAUCACCAAAACAUGUCUUUAAGUGCCACAUCUACACAUCUUUUGAAAACCUCCAGGAAUGGUGACUCAACCUCUUCCCUGGGCAGCCUGCUCCAAUCUGUGACAACUCUUUCUGUGAAGAAAGUUUUCCAGACAUCCAAUCUAAGCCUCUCCUGGUGCAAUUUGAGGCUCUCAUCCUAUAACUUGUUACUUGAGACGUGAGACCACCCCCCAGUUUGUUACAACCUCGGCUGCUCCUUAUAAGACUUGUGCUCCAGACCCUUCACCACCUUUGUUGCUCUCUGGAUGCUCUCCAGCACCUCAGUGUCUUUCUUGUAUGUUAUGCCCAUCUCACCUAUGAAAUUUCUAGCUCAAGAAAUUCUAGCUCAUGAAAAGUAUUGCUGAUCACAUGUUUGGCCUCUUUAUCUUAUGGUGACAGUUUCAUGCUUUCAGUAUUUUUGGAAAGAGCAUUUUAACAGUUGCUUGUAUUGGCGAUGUUACUUUACACCAUUUAAAAUCAGGGUUCUUUUAGAUAUUUUCAGAAACAGGUCAGACAGAUUUGUGAUGCUUUUUCAGAAAAAAUUAUGAAUAUAUAAUGUGUGUUGUGUGGAACACAGAAAAAAUGGGAUGACCUCUUUGGCAAUAUCCAGCUUGGAAACUUGUGCUUUAAUGGGAAGGUUUAUAAUUUCCUUUGGUAUGAAUGUUCCAUAAAGAAAAGUAAGCUCUUUGUCUUCAUAAACAUAUUAAGAAAAGCUUGCCUGGAAUCAAGGUAAUUUCAGAUAAAUUACACCUCUUGGAGUCUGUUCGGUCCUCUGCUGGAAAAUAUAUAGGUGUCAUCUGUCAAGUACUGUGUUUCUUUUAUAUUAAACACAACUAGGCCUGCUGGGUGGUAAGUGGGAGGCUUAGAGUGGACAGGAUGAGAUUUAUUAUUUCUUUUAGACUGUUGGUUUUUGCUGUGUUUAAUUCAACAUUCUCGAAUUUUCCAAAGACUUCUCAUUUUAGUGGAACCAGUGGAAGAUGGUGGAAGUUUUGGGUUUACUACAGUUCUAGAAAAUCAGGCCUUCAGUCUCAAGCUGGCAUUUAUUAGUAUUCCUGAAUUAUAAUGUUUUAUUAAGGCAGAAAUUAGUAAAAAUUUGUUCUAUAACUGACCAAUAAAAUGCAACAAUAAAGCAUUCACUAACUGCCUUGCUGCUGUUACUAUCUCCCACUUGAGAGUUGAGAUUUUUUUUUCUUUGUUUUCUUUCUUUUUGUAGGGCUGCCUUCCAGUUACAGGUUUCAAGAGUUAUCUGCUUUCCAGAUCGGAAUGGAAUUUCUUCUACAUCAGGACAGUCAGAAACUUAUUCUUGGGAGAUGCAGAAAGUCACACUAUAGAUUCUUUUAGAAGUCCAAUGACUUCAGCAGUUGUAGACCCUUUUUCCUAUUUAAAUACCUUCUGCCAGCUGAUCAAAUCAUACUCUUCUGAAACCUUUGCCAAAAUUUGAUUUGUACAGUGUUGGUGGUAGAUAUGUUGAAUGGAAUUGGGAAUGUAAGGACUUGGCACUGUGUUAAAAAUAGUAUUUUGAAAUAAAUUAUUUGCUGAACUGCAGGAAGGCUUAUUCAGGAACGAGCAUAAUGCGUUGGUGCUAACAUCCAUCUUGUCCAGUACUUUGAUCCUGACAGUUACAACAGCAAAGGCUACAGAGGAACUAAUUUUGGGGCCGGUGCCAUAAUCUCCAUUCCAUGUUGGCAAGAAGCCUAUUCUUGGUCUUGUAAAGAUUUGCUGAAGCUCUGAAGCAUAAAGCUUGCUAUCUUUUGAAGAAAAAAAACCAGUUUUGGUUCCUCUGGUUGUGUUAUGAAAAUGUCUCUUCCACCUUCACAUAUUUGUAGACUCUUGUCUCAGUGAUUUUCUAUAGCAGUGAGUUCUACUGACGCUAUAUGAUGAUUUUUUUUUUUCCUUUAAAAGAAAGGUUUUUUCUCUUUUUCUUGACAGGAGGGACAGGUGUUCCUGAUCAGCCCUUUCAGUAUCAUUAUUUCAUUUCUCUGCAGUUAAUCUAAAUAUCUGAUUUGUGUUCCUGAGUUGUUUGGCUGCUUCUGCGUAUCCCUCCCACUGUCAAAGAAUGCAACAAAGUUCUGUCUACACAGAAAGCAAAAGCUACAAGUAAUCCAGCCUGUUGACAAUAAGAUCAGGAGGUUUUUUUUUGGAGAAGGGGUUUCUGUCUGUUGAUAAACCUUCUAAAAUGGAGAAAGUAGAAGGAACUGGUAUGGUCAGUAAAGUUGUGAGCUAACUUAUUGUUAAUCACAAGCAAAUACUAAUUUCGUCUUGGGUAAUGCACAGAUAGUGGAUUGGCCCAUUGUCUAUAGCAACGAUGGAUUUUGCAAGUUAUCAGGAUAUCACAGAGCAGAAGUUAUGCAAAAAAGCAGCACCUGCAGUUUUAUGUAUGGAGAGCUGACAGACAAGGAUACAAUUGACAAGGUCCGGCAAACAUUUGAGAACUAUGAGAUGAACUCCUUUGAAAUCUUGAUGUACAAGAAGAACAGAACACCUGUAUGGUUCUUUGUGAAAAUUGCUCCAAUUCGAAAUGAGCAGGAUAAAGUGGUUUUAUUUCUUUGCACUUUCAAUGACAUAACGGCUUUCAAGCAGCCCAUUGAGGAUGAUUCAUGUAAAGGUUGGGGGAAGUUUGCUCGCUUGACUCGUGCCCUCACGAGCAGCCGAGGUGUCCUGCAGCAGCUCGCUCCGAGCGUCCAGAAAGGAGAGAACGUUCACAAGCAUUCGAGACUUGCUGAGGUAUUGCAGCUGGGCUCUGAAAUCCUCCCACAGUACAAGCAAGAGGCACCAAAGACUCCGCCACAUAUAAUUUUGCAUUAUUGUGUUUUCAAGACCACCUGGGACUGGAUCAUCUUGAUUUUAACCUUUUACACUGCUAUUUUGGUUCCUUACAAUGUCUCCUUUAAAACCAAACAGAACAACGUGGCAUGGCUAGUAGUUGACAGUAUUGUGGAUGUCAUUUUUUUGGUCGACAUUGUGCUCAAUUUCCAUACGACCUUUGUGGGGCCGGCAGGAGAGGUGAUCUCUGACCCCAAACUGAUUCGCAUGAAUUACUUGAAGACCUGGUUUGUGAUCGAUCUGCUCUCGUGCUUGCCCUAUGAUGUCAUCAAUGCAUUUGAGAAUGUCGAUGAGGGCAUCAGUAGCCUCUUCAGUUCCCUUAAAGUGGUCAGGCUACUUCGGCUGGGUCGUGUAGCUCGGAAGCUGGACCACUACAUUGAGUACGGAGCAGCAGUCUUGGUUCUGCUGGUGUGUGUGUUUGGUCUUGCUGCACACUGGCUGGCCUGCAUCUGGUACAGCAUAGGAGACUAUGAAGUUAUUGAUGAGGAUACGAACACCAUCCGAACGGAGAGCUGGUUGUAUCAGCUGGGGGCGUCAAUAGGAACUCCCUACCGCUUUAACACAUCAGGCUUUGGCAAAUGGGAAGGCGGACCAAGCAAAGAUUCGGUCUACAUCUCCUCCUUGUAUUUUACAAUGACCAGCCUCACCAGCGUUGGAUUUGGGAACAUCGCUCCGACUACAGAUGGGGAGAAGAUCUUUGCUGUUGCUAUGAUGAUGAUUGGCUCCCUUCUGUAUGCCACCAUUUUUGGUAAUGUGACAACCAUAUUUCAGCAAAUGUAUGCUAAUACAAACAGAUACCAUGAAAUGCUGAACAGUGUCCGGGACUUUCUAAAGCUCUACCAGGUCCCUAAAGGACUGAGUGAACGUGUGAUGGAUUACAUCGUUUCCACCUGGUCAAUGUCCAGAGGAAUAGAUACUGAAAAGGUUUUGCAGAUAUGCCCCAAGGACAUGAGAGCAGAUAUCUGUGUGCAUCUGAACCGCAAAGUCUUCAAGGAGCACCCAGCCUUCAGGCUGGCGAGCGAUGGGUGCCUGCGAGCGCUCGCCAUGGAAUUUCAGACAGUGCACUGUGCUCCAGGGGACCUGAUCUACCACGCUGGAGAGAGCGUCGACAGCCUUUGCUUUGUGGUUUCAGGGUCUUUGGAAGUAAUCCAGGAUGAUGAAGUCGUUGCUAUUUUAGGCAAAGGAGACGUUUUUGGUGAUGUGUUCUGGAAGGAGUCUACCCUCGCCCAGUCCUGUGCUAAUGUAAGGGCUUUGACUUACUGUGAUCUUCAUGUGAUUAAGAGAGAUGCUUUGCAGAAAGUGCUGGAGUUCUACACAGCCUUUUCCCACUCCUUCUCUAGAAAUCUCAUUUUGACCUACAACUUGAGAAAAAGGAUUGUGUUCCGGAAAAUCAGCGACGUCAAACGUGAAGAGGAGGAGAGGAUGAAGAGGAAGAACGAAGCACCUCUGAUCUUACCCCCGGACCACCCGGUUCGCCGGCUGUUCCAGAGGUUCAGGCAGCAGAAGGAAGCGCGGCUUGCAGCAGAGAGGGGCCGAGAUCCGGAUGACCUGGAUGUGGAAAAGGGCAAUGCUCUAGGGGAGCAAUCCUCUGCUCGCUCGGUGGUCAAAGCCAGCAUAGUGACUGUACGGGAGAGUCCGGCGACCCCUGUGUCCUACCAGCCCGCGUCGACCUCUGGGACCUCUGACCAGGCAAAGCUGCAGGCCCCAACACUGGACCAUGCAGGGUGUAAGGCCUCGGGGGACUACCCCCGACGAAAAGGCUGGGCCAAAUUCAAGGAAGCCUGUGGGAAAGGUGAAGAUUGGAACAAGGUCUCUAAAGCAGAGUCCAUGGAGACUUUACCAGAGAGAACUAAAGCUUCGGGAGAAGCUACCCUGAAGAAGACAGACUCUUGUGAUAGUGGCAUUACGAAAAGUGACUUGCGCUUGGAUAACGCUGGGGAGACGAGAAGCCCCCAGGACCACAGUCCGGUCCUCACUGAGGUCAAGCACUCCUUUUAUCCCAUCCCAGAACAGACUCUUCAGGCCACCAUGCUAGAAGUGAAACAUGAGUUGAAAGAGGACAUCAAGGCUUUAAACACAAAAAUGACCAAUAUAGAAAACCAGCUUGCUGAGAUACUUAGGAUAUUGACCUCAAGAAGAAGCUCCCAGUCGCCACAGGAGUUGUUUGAAAUAUCAAGGCCCCAGUCUCCAGAAUCAGAAAAAGACAUGUUUGGAGCUAGCUGAGGUGUUUCUUUUAAAAAACGAACAAACCAAUAAACAAAGGAACAGCCCCCUAACACUUUACAUUUAACCUUUCUAGAAAACGAGUGAGGGGCCAGUUCACUAAGCAUGUUCCCUCUGUCUAAAAAGGUAUGGUAACAGGAAUUGCAACCUCAUGUCAAGAUGGCAGCUGACUUCGAAGCCUUUUUGACAGCAAGGGUACAGUUUCUGAAGUUUUUAUUUUCUCCCUCUGUGCCCAUUCCCCCUGACUCCCUCUCUCUCCCUCGGGAUGUUGGAAUAAGAAUUCUGACAGCAGCAGCCGUUCCUGUGAGCCCCAGGUGACCUCUGAGGUUUUUGGAGCAUGCCUUACGUCCUUCGCUCGGGUUUUGCCUAUGUGAAUAAGCACUUGCCAGGGUGCUUAUAUUUUCAGCAUUUGGUGGGUUGUUUGUUUUUUGGUUUUGUUUUUUUGUUGUUGCUGCUGCUGCUGUCACUGUCUCAGUCACCUGUACAGCAUGUUUGAUGUCACAGUAUAUUUUCAUUUAUCUGUACUAAUGCAAAGAGCAGUAGCAGAUGUAUUCCACGUCAAUAGAUUGUGUGCUAUUCGGUACUGAAGUUUCUUUUGUGUAGUCAAGGAAGGGCUAAUAAGAUGAAAAAAAAUGGUACUUUUUAAUUGCAAACUGACAUUACUAGCAAUUACAUUUAGCAACAUCUUCAAAAAUAGCCACAGUAUUUCAGAUCUGUUAAUAAAUGGGAACUUCCACACUGUCAUUCACUGGAUCAAGGAUACUGAUUUCAGAAACUUAAUUUCUGUCUCAGAUGUCUUUCAACAUUUGUUACUUUUGCUUUUAACUCCAGUUGCUGGAGACCAGAGUUGGGUGUGCAGCGUACCUGAAUGCAGCCCACUGCACAACGUGUUGUGAACGUCACUAACAGGUCCUGCAGAUUUGCCUCCUGAUGAAAAUAUACUGUGGCAUUCAUGUCCUGGUUUUGCUAAGAAUCUGCUCUUUUAAUUCUUGUUAAAUUAUUAUUGCGAAGUUUCUGUUUUGAUAACAUUCAUUGUAGCCAAAGGCUUUCACAGAAUUUUUAACAGUUUUAGAUUAUGGCAUUUUCCUCUACAUCCAGAUGUAAUGUUCCUGAUCUAAUCUAGCUAGAAAGCAAAUGGAUAGUAGAGGUAGAAAUACAGUUCUUACUGUAUGCAAGUGCUAUUGUAGCAAGGAAACAAAGAGAUCUGCUUCUUAAAGAAGGAGAUGUUUCCAAAACUUAUAUUUUCAUAACUUUUUUUGGAGGAUGAUCGAAGCACUUUACCAAAACUACUCUUCAUUAUUCAUAUAGGGUAGCAUAGCUGGUAUCAUGACUUGUGUUCUUACCUUGGAAUAUAGGUGUAUAUUCACAGUAUAUUCACUUCACUGAUCUGGUAUGUUCACUGCUUAGCAGUUGAUUAGAGUUCAGAAGUAGGGUGCCACACUUUUAUGGGUUUUCAUUUUUAAUGGCAAUAGGUCUUAACACUGUAUGUGUUGAGUCUCAUUCUUUUUCCAUGGUACUAAGUCAUUUACAAAGAAACACAUGAUUUUUUGGAGGGAAGAUUUUGUUUGUGUAUGGAAGAGGCAAGGAAAAUGACGAGUUUAAAGGAUUUCUGCUGGCCUGAUGCUUGCACACUGCAAUGCAGUGUCAGAAAUCCCUGGGAGGUGGGAGGUCCACUGAUGACUGGCACAGUGGUGAGGCCGUGCUGUGCAAAGCUACCAGCUCUGGUCAUGUGGUCAGUGCAUUUAUACCUGUUCCUGCAGUAACUGCCCUUGCUCUCAAAGAUGCUGAUUAUUCCAAGUGCAGCACCACCAUUUACAAGUCCAGAGGCAGAUGGUUUAGGAUUGGCUUUCAAGGGUCUUACACCCUGUUUCAAUAUGGAAGUGCCCACAGACUGUGAAUUCUUAUCCAGGGACCGAAACAUUCCUGAGAAACAACUCUCGGGAUAAACCUUCUUCCUUCCCACAGCAAAAGGCAGUAGGGAGGUGAGUUGCUCUGAAACUAAGAUGCCAUUUCCUUAAUUUAUUGUCAAUUCCAUGUUUAGGUUUUUCCAGUGGUAGCUGGUGUCUUUUACAGUUGUGCACUGCACACCUGCAGUGCUGAGGAAGGCUCUCUUUGACCAAAGCCAUUCUGUGUGUUUGGUGCUUUAAUCACUGUAAGUGACAGCAGUUACCAGCAACAGCCAUGGCAUGGCUGCUGUAAGAGACCCAUACAUCCAUGGUUUCGGUUAGAAACUGUUGAAUGAUUUUUUUUCUUUUUGGUCUCCUUAGUCAGUAAAUUCCACCUAAGUAAACCCUGGGUGUACUGAUAUACAAGGAUUUGUAUUUGAUUUCCCAAAGUUCCAGCAAGUUUUUAAAGACUGCCUUGGAAUCAGUUUCCUGAUCGAGGCAAAUUUUUCACCAGCAUGAUGUUCUUGACACUUGGUUUCCUUCAUAAAAUUUUUGAAAGGCCAAAAGUCUUAGCAAGUCCUUUGUGAAAGUGUCAUCCAUUUACCUGCACUUGGAUAAACAUGGACAUUAGCUUAUCCCAGGUGGAUGAGGGAGGAAAUGUUUACAACCUCCCAAGUAUGUGCCUACUAUUUCCAGAAUUGCAGUGCAGACAUAGAGUUAAAUGUGCAAUUGCAGGUUGCCUGGCCCUUUGUUGCUGAUACUGAAUUGAUAUUUCUCGGUGAUAUUUUUGUGUGCCCUCAGGGAUAUCCUAAAGGUUAUUCUGGUGUUGCCUAUUGCCCAGCCUGGAAUCUCAACAGGACUAGCCCUAGAAGCCCCAUAAUUAUAAUAAUAAUCCACUCCUGUGAACAAAGGCAGACAACUGCCCAUUUUCUGAGGGUGCUCCUUGUGUAGCCUGAUGCUCAGUAUGAUACUGAACUGCUGCACACCCCAUGUGACAGUGGGUGGGCACAGCACCAAGUCCUUUUCUAAGGCUUUUUUCAGACUCUUGCAAUGGCCUAUAAAGGCAUUUGUUAUCCAUUUGUAAAGACUCCAAAGAUUGUAACACGCUCUCAAAUUCCACUGAAAAUUUAAUGUCUUUGAAGAUUAUGACCAAAUUCAAUUUUGUUGUGGUCAUGAAACUGCAGAGAAACUCUGUACAAUGACACCUUCAGAGUGUCUGCUCCAUGUCAGCCCUGACAGUGGUCAGUGUCACUCAGAUUUGUACAGCUGUAACUGAGAUUAGGCCCAUUUUUAUGAACUGUUAGGCACUAAAACUACUUGUAGGAAAGUGCAUCAUCUCUCAGUAACCUGUAUUUGUUGUAAGACAAUUUGAAAAAUGAUGCUAUCUAGGAUGAGCAUUGAUGUUUGGAUUCCCUGGGCUACUGAGUGGUUAAAAAAAUGAAUGAGGCCAUGCCCACUUUGGGAGUAGUCACUCCUUUUGAAACGGACUAGUUUGGACCUGCGCUGUGGUGCCCAGGCACCGCUGAUGCGACACUUUUCCUUUAAGGAGUGGCUGAAAGCACCUGUGUUACAAAUCUGUCUUUCUCCACUGAGCCUUACACUUGGAUGCCUGUGGCUGGACAGCAUGUGUACCCAUUGUAAUUGUUACUUGUUCUUUCAUUUUUUUGUCAGUCUUUCCUUUUUCUUUUGUUCCUCUGUACAUGGUGGUUAAGCCUUUUCACUUAAAUUACGUUCCAGCUUAGAAAUGAAGGCUCUCUGAACAUAAGAUUCUGCCCCUUCACAAGCAAAUGCUUGUACAUACUAUAAGAAAAAACCCCAAAGCCUCAGUUUUAACUGUGUUCUGGCACAGUGCUUCUGCCAUUUAACAACCUGCUAAAUAAGCUGCACCAUUCUAAAAGAGAUGGUGUGCUCCAUUUUGAUAUAUGGUGUAAUUAAAUUUCAGUCAAAAGAAGGUAGCUGAGAAAAAGAGCCUGGUUUAUGAUUUGGUAAAAUGGGAACUUUCUGAAAGUACAUGCUUGAAUGGUGAGAAAGAAUACCAAUAUGCAGCACAGAAAAAAAAAAAAAAAGGAUUAAAAAAGCAAACCCCAGCCCUCAUCCCUACCGUGUUCAAAUACAUUUACUUCUGUCCAGUAUUACAUGUAUACGUUUGAAAACACCAUUCUUGCUUUAAAUCUCUUUCACAGUGCUGCCCUGAAUCCCAGCGAAUACCCUGUUUAACAGCUUGGAAGGUGACGUUCUGUUUCUACAGUACUUCCCUUUAAUGACCUGAACAAGAUAUUUACUGUGACUAUCUGGUGAUAUAUUUUCAGUCAUUCUUAACCAAUCUGUGAAAAAAUUCAGUACAUAAUUUGUCUUUACUAUAUAAACGACGUGUAUGAUUACGCUUGUGCAGAUGCGUGUACAUACACACAUAUAUAUAUAAUAUCAGUGUACAGUGAGUCUAUGGAUUGCAUUUCUGUUAAGCAAAAGCACGUUCCUCAUUUUAUGAUUCCAGUUCAAGAAGGGAGCUUAAAUCUUCCCAGUAGACAUGCACAGAAUGUCCUAGUUAGUGUCUUGUUUGUUAACUGUUGAACUUUUAAGGCCAUGAUUUUUGAAUUUUCUAGUUGGCCUCUAAUUCAUACAGUGAGUCUAGUAAAUAGUGUGACUGAGAUAAGAUCUGACAAAGGGUCAUGAUAAUCAGGAAGAGAAAUCCACAUGAAAUUGGAGAAACACUGUAUUCUAGUUGGUGGGGAUAAGGCUCAUAAGCCGGUAUUUGUUGCUCACAGUAUCUUUGAAGCCAAGAUGCCCUGGUAGUGUUUCUCAUGGCUUCUGCAAGAGAGAUGAUGGAAUAAAUGGAGUUAUUUUUCCUGGUGCCAGGGGCUGCCUCAAAGGUGCUGAGCCUAUCUUUCUCCUCAUGGGCAGCAUAACACAUGGUUGCUGCACCUCUGCUUUCCUGUCCUGGUGUUAGGUGGUAAAAAGCAUCUUCUACUGAAUUCUUCAUUUCCACAUAGUCUCCUGUGAGUGUAUUGGCAAUAACAAAGUCUGUGUUUUAGCUGCACUUACGAUUCAUUAAGACAAACGUUUUAGAGAGAGUCCCAUCCAGGGGAACCUCCAGAAAUUUGAGGUGAGGCACAGUAGGAUACUGUAUCCUCCAACCCAACAUAGUUUUGACCACAUUGUUGUGGCAAGCAUUGAUUCAAUUAAAUAAAAAUAAAGCUUUUUUUGCAAUAAGAUAUAUCCAGCAUUUAGCCUUAAGACCCUUUCAUAAGUGAUAUAAUUCAAACUGUGAUUCCAUUCUCCUUCCUUCUUAAUGUUCUUUAGUAUUUACAGUUUUGCCUAAAGAUGAAGCACUUUGAUUAGCUUUCUAAAUCUAAUGGAAAUCACUUGCUGGUAAUCACAUUUCUUUCUCCACUGAUUGCCUUCUUAUUAGGAUAAUGAAUUACUCCAAUAGCCCUCUCCCCUCAUAAAGUAAAGAGACACAGCUAUUGUCUAAACACUUUUGUACAUCAGGGAGACAACCCAUCAUACUGCAAAAGUGUUGGUUUCAAAGGUGUUUUUUUACAGUUCAACAAAGCUAAUGUGAAUUUACCUGCAACUGUAAUUUUUUUCAAACUGAUUGUUGAGUGUUGUGUAAACAUAUUUGAUGUGUAAUCCCAGAACACCUCUGUAACUGGAUCUAAAUGCAUAACAUUAGGUUAACAAAACAGUUCGGGGUUUUGACUAACUGUUCUGAAAGGCUAAUGGUUUUCUUUCUUCUUCCCACUAAAUCUGUGACCACUAACAUAGAAAAAGAAUCAUUUUAGCUGUAGAUGAAAGAAGUUCAAUAAUCUUGUAUCAGGAUGAACUGCUAUAUAAAGAAAUACCAAGUUUUCUAAUGAAUGUGUUAUAUUAUCGUACCUACAUACAAUCAAUAUUUGUACAUCUGUUGGAGACCUGUCUGCGUUCCAAUAUUUAGCAACCACUGCAUGGACACUUGAUUGAUAUGCAGCUAAUGCAGUUGCUUUGGCGCUUUUCAAUGUACUUCACUUGCUUUUAUCCUUUCAGAAAUCCACCAAAUACUCUUGGUUCUUUUUCUUUGCAUUUGUCACUUUGUUCAAUGAAGCAUGACUAGAAAAAGAGAACGAGUAGAUACUAUUUUUGUGGUCAGCAAAGCAGCUGCCAGUAGAUAGACAGCGUGUGUAUGUGUGUAUGCACACUGUCUGGGAAUGUUUCUGUUACAAAUGCAGCCACCUACAUUAAUGAUAUCCCUAGUCAACAUUUUUAAACAAGCACAAAUAAUAUUUGUAAAAAAAAAAGUUUAAUUUUAUUUAUUAUAGUAAUAAACUAUUUUAUACAUUA